Molecule: messenger RNA, 603 nt
Organism: Paramecium octaurelia
Lineage: Eukaryota; Ciliophora; Oligohymenophorea; Peniculida; Parameciidae
Source: the annotation of a GenBank genome assembly
AUGCAAAGUUAAUUUGUCCCUUGUCUGGUGUGUAAUGAAAUAAUCGCGAUUUCCAAAUGUUCUAAGAAAUUUAUUCCAAAAUUUAUAUCAAUAUCUAUCCUUGAUCUCAGUAGAGACGAAACCGAAAAUCAUAAUUAACCAAAUUUCUACAGUACGAAAGAUUCAAAUUUUGUAAAUGAUAUAUAGGUGGUUUGUAGUAAAAUAAUUGAAAGGAGGACAUUAUGCCAUUAAGGAUCAAAAGUGUGGAUGUAAAAUAAAGUUUCAUUAUAGAGAAAAUCGAGGUAAAGAUAACUGAGAGAUGUAAUAGGUGUAAGAAAGGGAGGAAUUUUUGUAGCAUAGUAGAGUUUUGCCAUAUUGAUAAUGUAGUAAGCAUUGAUGGUCUUUGAUAUGAUAAUUACUUAUUUCUUCAAAUCUUCCCCUAUUCAAAUUACUCCUCAUGAGCUCUAAUCUCAUCCAUCUAAGAGAAUAAAUUAAAAAGGAUAAUAACUUUAAAGUUCAAACGAUGAAACUUGGAUGGAUCAUUCAUAUCAGAGCACUUAAAUUUAUAAAAGUUAAAAACCAAUUUACUAGUGGAAUAAUAGGAAGUGGUUUUUGAAAAAGUGA